AUGAUUUCUGUGGUGGAAAGUGAUGUGACUUUGUUAAUGCCUUAUAUGAGCCCCAUAGACCCCCUUGAGCAAGUUUUAACGGGGGAUGAAGAAGAAAGUGAAGAUGAGAUAAUGGAAGAAAGUGAGCAACAAAGGAAGUUAAAUCCUAUUAUGAAGGAGGUCAUGAAGAAGGAAGUAAUUAAGUGGCUUGAUGCAAGUAUUAUCUUCCCUAUCUCUAACAGAAACUGGAUUGUCAUAUUCCUAGAGGAUCGGGAGAAAAUGACUUUCAUGUGUCCUUAUGGUACUUUUGCUUUCAAGCGAAUGGUGUUUGGUCUUUGUAAUGCACCGGCCACUUUCCAGAGGUGCAUGAUGGCCAUUUUCACUGAUAUGGUAGAAAUGUUUGUAGAAGUUUUAAUGGAUGAUUUUUCACUCUUUGGGUUGCUUGAAAAGGAUGUGACUUUCAAAUUUGAUGAAGCCUUCCUGAAGGCAUUCAAGGAGCUCAAAAAUAAGUUGGUAGCUGCCCCCAUUAUUGUAGCACCGGAUUAG
Nicotiana tabacum (common tobacco) is the source of this 525-nucleotide messenger RNA. The record is from RefSeq and is a predicted model, not a curated record. Lineage: Eukaryota; Viridiplantae; Streptophyta; Magnoliopsida; Solanales; Solanaceae.